AUGGAUGUUAAUUUUAGGAAAUUGAACGAUUGCGGUAAAGUACAAGUGACCGGAGAAAUUUUACAGCCAAAAUUUUAUCGAAUCAAUGCAACAUUCAUUGCUGAAAGAGAUCCAAUUCGUAAUGUCAAAGUAGAUGCGACAUCAACAGUUUAUGCUGUUGUACAAAUUGGUCUACGUGGUGGCAUUUUUCAAUAUACGAAUGCCUUGAGAAUACUUGGAAAGCCAUCACAAAUGUUAUCCUUUGAUGAAGCAUUCUUCUGCUAUCGUGGUUCCACCUUGAUCGAUCAGGAUAAAUGUAGUAAGGAUGAUUUCCCGAGUAAUUCACGAUCUCCUGCUACACUAUCAUCUUCAACUAAAUCUCAAGAUAUGGAAUCAUCAAUUACUAUCCCCUCUUCCUCAUCCGUACAAUUUUCCACCAAUACUAUUUCUUCCGUAUCUUCAACUGAUGAUAAUAGCAAAAAUUCUGAUCUUAUGGAAAAAAAUGGAAUAGGAAGGAUAGUUUAA
This is a messenger RNA of Loa loa (African eye worm), 504 nucleotides long. RefSeq lists its product as hypothetical. Lineage: Eukaryota; Metazoa; Nematoda; Chromadorea; Rhabditida; Onchocercidae. The record is from RefSeq and is a predicted model, not a curated record. The transcript has 2 exons. Bases 1 to 504 code for a protein of 167 amino acids.